CUCCAUUCUCUAAAAUGUUCAUAGGACGCCAAUAGUGGCAGAAGAAUGGAAAGUUCUAAUAGGACGCGAAGUUGUCGUGGUGAAAGAAGAAUGGAACUGGUAAGAGAAGUGAUACGAAAGGAAGUGCACGAUUGGGAUUCGGAGGUGAUGAUCAGUGCGAGAUUCAAGGCUUUCAGCGGUCAGAGGUCUGAUUGGGAGCCAAGGUACCACUUCUGGAGGGAUUUGGUAAUCAAGAUUGCUCGACGGCUUCGCAUCUUCAUCAUUCGUCCUUCAGUGGUUAAAAAUGUCUGGUUUAACCAGGGAGGCUUGACCCCUUUAUGCAUUGACGAUGUAUUGCUCGAAAUGUAUAAUGCCGGCGACCUUUCAUGUAGCAACGAUCUUAUCGAUCCAAAAGGUGGCCAACUCACCAAGUUAUUCCAUAAAGUAAGACAUUUGCUCCCUUUAUCUAAAUCAGCAAUUCCUUCAGAAGACGAGUUCAUCGUUUCUUCGCUCUUAGAGGAGAAAUCUUUUGAAGUUGUCAAACUUUUAUGUGACUGUCACUGGACUUCUUCGUGCAUCAUCACAAUGGCAAGAUUCCAAGUGAUUUGUGAAGGGCCAAAAGAAGCAUCUGUGAUCUUGAGUCAUUUUUCCAAAUGUGGGAAGGCAAAGUACCUUGCCAUCAGGCGGCAGGAUCUUAUAGAGGGUGUGAAAGUUUCUCUUUCUCCCAAAACUGUCCCUGGUAUUAUACCUCCAGAUUAUGAAGUUCUGCACUUGACUUGGACAGCAGAGAAGCUCCAGCUACAAGUUGAUUUGAUAGAUCAACGUUGUGUCAACUCCAAAAUGUCAGCUUUGGCUUCUCUAAAAUCUGGGAACAAAAGUAGUGCAAUGAGACAUGCAAGGGAACUGAAGUUGGCCUCUGAAAGCAGAGAAAAAUGUCAUGUGCUUUUAAUGCGAGUAGAGGAAGUCCUCAGAGCAAUAGCAGACGCUCAAGAUUCAAAAGAGGUUUUUGAAGCCAUUCAAAGUGGCACAAAGGCAAUAAAGGAUAACAAGGUCACCAUAGAAGAAGUUCAACUAUGUUUAGAUGAACUUGAUGGGGCAAUGAAUUCACAGAGGCAAGUAGAUGAAGUCAUAGGGUCAGUUUUGUCUUAUGCAGAAUUUGAUGAAGAUAUUGAAGAUGAGUUGGAUAAACUCCAGUUGGAAGAAAGUAGAAAGUCAUCCCAUGCUCCUCCUGAUGGUACCAUAAGAAGGGAACACACAACUGAAUCAUUGAGCAACGCCCUUUCAGAUCUUAAGCUUUCCAAUGAAGUUGUCAUGACAGAAUCACAAAAUGUAUCAAAAUUUCUUGAGCCUGCACUGUCAUGAUAAUUAUCCCCUUCUCUGCAGCUUCUGUAAAGAGGAAUACUAAUUAUACUUGCAUAAGAAAAACUACCCUACCUGUAUAUAUGUGGAACAAAUUCUCAAUUUUCUUCCAUAAUAUCUCUCGGCU
Messenger RNA from Lactuca virosa, 1465 nucleotides. NCBI's taxonomy places the organism in Eukaryota, Viridiplantae, Streptophyta, Magnoliopsida, Asterales, Asteraceae. The record is from the annotation of a GenBank genome assembly.